CAAUAACAAAGUUGUUUUUGUGCUUUUUUCGUCGAAGUUCCGAAAGUUUCAAGCUUUCUUCUGAAUUUGCAUUUUUAAGUUUCACGAUUACCAUACAUCCGGUUUCCUCUGCGUUAUAUUAAUUUUUUGCUGUGUGAACCAUUCAAGACCUGAAGAAGAAAGUUCUUGUUAAAAAUGAAAGUUAUCACACCUUUACCUUGUGUUCACCUCACCUCAAUUUCGGCGUCAAUCUAUCUUAAAAGAGAGUCUUAAAGUAGAAAAUUUAUCAGCUUGAACGUUUUUCCUCUCUUUAUCAUCUGAAUUCAGCUCUCGUUUCAAAAUGUCAAUCAGUGGUUUCGUAGACUUCUUCCAAAAAGGGAAGACGUUCCGGCCGAAAAAGAAGUUCAAUCCUGGAACAAUGCGCUAUUCCUUACACAAGCAAGCACAGGCAUCUUUGAAUUCUGGUAUCAAUCUAAGAUCUGUUGUCCAGUUACCUGAAGGAGAAGACUUAAAUGAUUGGAUUGCUGUACAUGUGGUGGAUUUUUUCAAUCGUAUCAACUUGAUCUAUGGUACAAUUGCUGAGUACUGUGUGGAAGAAACAUGUCCAACAAUGGCAGGUGGUCCAAGAUUUGAAUACCUCUGGGCGGAUGGAGAAAAAUAUAAGAAGCCAACCCCUUUACCUGCUCCAAAAUAUGUGUCGUUGCUCAUGGAUUGGAUUGAAGCUCAGAUCAACAACGAGAAUUUAUUCCCUGUCUCAACAGAUGUACCAUUCCCAAAGAAUUUUCAGUCUUUGUGUAGAAAAAUUUUAACCCGGCUGUUCAGAGUGUUUGUCCACGUUUAUAUUCAUCACUUUGACAGGAUUGUAUCCAUAGGAGCUGAGCCUCACGUUAAUACAUGUUACAAGCACUUCUACUAUUUCAUUCGUGAGUUCGAUCUUGUAAGCAGCAAAGAACUGGAGCCGUUAAAGGAAAUGACUGUUCUUAUCUGUCGUGAUAGUUCGCCUGUGCAUCAGAGCAGCAGCCAGAGUCAGCGGUAACUUUUUAGUUUAUCUUCAAGCAAUAUACCUCGCAUCAUUUACUGUACGCCAAAAAGGUGCUCAAAUGAUUAUCUUUCUUUUAUGGUUGUCAUAAGUUGUUUUGGAGAGGUCACCACUUCACACCCCUCCAAGUACCCAGCAUGGAUGAAUAAUCCUAGCUACACAGUAGAGCUGAGACCUCCCUACCAUGAUUAGCCCAAUCAUGCACUGGUGCCCUGAAAUGGGCGGAGCCUUGCAAGGUUUUUCUUUUUCUGUUUUUUCUUCAGGGGAAAGCGAUCAUAAAUUUUGGUUAAAAAUGGGGGAAGGUUGAUUGAAUUUGAGGGAAGGCAUGGAACUUUUUGCACCCCUGUAGCCAAAUAAAAUAGGAGGCUCCACAAUGCAACCCUUAACCAAGAAAAAAUUGUACAAGCUGGAAACAGCCUUCCUUUAUUGCAAAAAUAGCAUGACUCGAAGUUAUUUGAGUAAGGAAACCGGUGUAAUUUUUCGUAUAUUUGCUUCUUACACAUGUGAAAGAAUGAUACAUAAUCCUAUUGAAAGCCCUCCAUAAUCUCAUAAUGACGGAAUCAUGUGUAUUGAUCAAGAAACUCAAAACCUACCUAUAUCUUUAUUGAAGUGUUUAAAUUUUUCUGCUCUUUCCUCAUUUUUCCAUGUUUUCAAAUGAAAUUUUUGACUUUUAUUUAGAGACCCACCAGAAAGUAGUGCAAAGUAUUGAUUAUUUUUUUCAUUGAAAUAAAAUGCUAUGCAAUUUGACCAUACCAUUGACUAAGAUACAGGAGUUUCUAAUGUUGUAAUUGAUAUCUCACCGGUGAAUUUUGUUGCUUUCCAAGAUUUUAUGUAAAGCACUAAGUCUAAGCUCAUGAGACAAUCUGCAAGUUAUGGUAAAUCAAAUGAAGUGACGUUGCUUAGAGGGCUGAUUGUUGAAAUUGAUAGACAAAGAAGACAAAAGGGAUAUGGAGGGAUCCUAUUGGUGGAAGCAGGUGGUUGCAAGUAUACAAAGAAGGUAGAUAAUAGACUAAGUAACGACAACCCGCUAGAGACCCUAGUUAGUCCAUCAUUUUCUCCCUUAGUCUAUAGUAAGCAACCAUUUCAACCAUUAGGAUUGCUCCAUACUCCCUAUGUCUUCCUUUGUGUAUCGCUUUGUCUAUUAAUUUUAUCAAUAAUCCCGCAGAGGAAGAGAUGAUAACUUUUUUAAUGCCAAUUAGAACAAAAAUAUUUGCAUAUAAAUAACCACAACACAAAACCAUGCAUCUUUAUUGCGGCGCUGCAAAAGUUCCUCUCUACUUUAUUUUUUCGAAGGGGAAGAAGUCAACUUUAUAGCUUGAAAAUACUAAAUAUUCUGCUAACGGAGAAAAA
Molecule: messenger RNA, 2368 nt
Organism: Bemisia tabaci
Lineage: Eukaryota; Metazoa; Arthropoda; Insecta; Hemiptera; Aleyrodidae
Gene: Mob3
Product: MOB kinase activator 3
Source: RefSeq, a predicted model, not a curated record